Messenger RNA from Phytophthora megakarya, 231 nucleotides. The record is from the annotation of a GenBank genome assembly. Lineage: Eukaryota; Oomycota; Peronosporomycetes; Peronosporales; Peronosporaceae.
AUGCAAAAGGAUCUGAUCCGGGAGAUCCGGGUCGAUCGGAUCAAGCAGGCCCAAGAGGAAGAAGUCUGGAUCGCCGGCAUGAAGAAGUAUCUGAGCAGCUUGAUCGCAGAUCUCACACAAGCGGAAGCAAGAUCGUAUGGCAAGAUCGCGGCCGACUACGAGGUAGAUGAGCAGGAUCUACUCUUUUACUGCCCCCCACGCCGAGAUCGGGAGAUGAUCGCGACCGAUUGA